AUGAGCACCAGCAGCAUGGCCGGCGACGAUGAACUGCUGGACGUCACUGCACUUCCAAAGACGUGGACCGUGCUCCAAAUCGCAGUGCUGCCUGUUGUCGAUCGUCUUGCCGUUGUUCUGGUGCGAGACGGAACAAGCCAGCUGUUCUUGUGUGACAACGGUGGUGACACGCUUGAAAAGCACACCCAAGAGCUGCAUCGAAUCCUCAAAGGAACAAGGGCCUCCAUGUCCAUGCCAAUGAACACGGACAGCGAGCUGCGUGAAUGGCACGAAGUCCGCAAGCAGUUCGACGCUGGCCUCGCAGACCUUGUGCAAGGCCUCGACGCCAUGCUUUGCAGCACCAAAAGUCCAAAGCUCAAGAGCCGUCCUCUGGGUGAGCUUUUGGACAGAAAGGUCGCCGAUCAGCACACCAUCCUCAUCCUUGGACGCGAGUCACACGCACUACCGUGGGAGUCUGCGCCGUGUCUCAAGGCCACCAAUUGCUCUCGCGUUCCGUGCAUGCAAUUCUUGUUGCAUCGUGUCGCCAUGCAGCAGCAAGAAGCGUCCUUCCCCAUUGACCCGACACGAGGCUUUUACAUUGUCAACCCGAGCGGAGAUUUGAAGCGAACGCAAGACACGUUCUCUCCGAAAAUGACCGCCGUAGCAUCGUGGUCCGGCCUGAUUGGUACGACACCCGUGGAAACGGUUGCGCAGGGCAUGACAGACGCGUUCGCCCGCGAUGAUCUCGUGCUGUAUCUGGGCCACGGUGGGUCUGAACGCUUUGUCCCGUCCGAGCGCUUGCGUCGAGUCGAGUCGCACGCGGCCACCCUCUUGAUUGGCUGCAGCAGCGGCUUGCUCAAGUGUCCAGGCGUGUUUGAGCCUCACGGACGCGCGCUCGAGCAUCUUUUGACGGGAUGCCCCGCUGUGGUCGCGAAUCUAUUCGAUGUGUCUGAUCGUGAGAUUGACAAGUUUACAGAAACGCUUUUGGCCGAGUUUCUAAGCGGGUCCAGUGAGCUGUCUCGCGCUGUUCGCACUGCGCGUGGCGCCUGCCGCUUUGGCUACCUCAACGGAGCGGCCCCUGUCGUUUACGGCCUGCCGACGAUUACAACCUGUGCCGUUCCCGGAUUUGUGCCGCAGAGUGAUGGGGACGCUCUCGUGGAUGACAUGUUCAAGCUGUCAUUGGACCGGUCCAGCGCUUGCCUACCCCCACCAACGCUUGCUCGAAGCACGACCGGUCGCGCCAAGAUGAAGUACAGUGCGUCAACAACAGAACCAGCUGUCGAGGCUGCCCCCGCUCCUGCUGCCGUCUCUGUCGCCGUCCCUGCUGCCAAAGCGAGGAAGGGCGCAAAGGCCUCAGGUUCCGCUCCAAGCACCGAUCUUGCACCUGUGCCUGCACCUGCGCUCGAAGCCCCGGUGGAAAUCGUCCGACCAGCGCUCAAAAAGUCCGUCAGUGAAUCGACCGUUUUGUCACGCAUGCCAAAACGCAAGGCCGAUGCCAAGCCGUCUGCCGUUGUGGAAAUUCUUGACGACGACCCAGCACCCGUCAGUGAGCCUACCGUCCUGUCACGCGUGCCAAGGCGCAAGGCCGAUGCCAAGCCAGCAGCAAUUGUUGUGGAAAUUCUUGACAACGACCCAGCGCCAAGUAGUACCAGCGACAUGCAAACAGAACCCGUACCGCCAACUCUCACACGCACUCGCUCACGCGCUCCAGCUCAGUCGGCGAGUGCGAGUCGCCGCGUUUAA
Molecule: messenger RNA, 1722 nt
Organism: Capsaspora owczarzaki ATCC 30864
Lineage: Eukaryota; Filasterea; Ministeriida; Capsasporidae
Exons: 1
Coding region: 1-1722 (573 amino acids)
Biological process (GO): meiotic chromosome separation; proteolysis
Cellular component (GO): mitotic spindle; centrosome; cytoplasm
Molecular function (GO): cysteine-type endopeptidase activity
Source: RefSeq, a predicted model, not a curated record